GUGAAAGCUUUAAAGUAAUCGAAUUUGUUUAAUUCAACACUUGCGAUAAACACUCAACAAUGUUGAUACUACAUUGAUGAAUGCUUUCAACACAAAUAUUAUGUUAUUGAUAAUUUUUAGUUUUGAGAUUGUGAAUCUGGAAAAAUGACGUCUCUGAGCAAAUAAAAUUACCAAAUGAAAAGAAAGCCCGUCAAACGUGAACAUAGAACUGAACAAAUACCCACCGAUAAAAAAUAAUUACUUGCAUGGAAAUAAAUGUUUCUGGGCCCCUUUUGCACUUGAAGUUUUCCUCGUUGCGGCGUGAAAUAGACCCAUUGGAUCAAUAGCCCAGAUUCUGUGAGUGGAGUUGUCGAGCAACAGAAGACCAUGGUGGAAGCAUGCGGACACGUCCGACCCGCCGAGGACAGCUACUAAUCCUCCACCCAGCGAUGAAAGUCAAGAAACAAAACAAAGUUGUGGAGAGACAGUUGGAGAAUACACUCCAUUUUAUUGAACAGAAAUAUCAUUUUCAAACGGAAAAGCUAGAUAAAUCUAUCAAAAGUGUACAAAGACAGUUAGAAAAUAUUGAGAGUGACCGAAGAAAGGGCGGGAUUCCAGGAAGGUCGCUUGAUGAUAUGUAUGGACGGUUUGCAAUCACGCCAGAAUCGGCGCAAAAGCGCCGUAGACGCCGUGCUGUGGCAUGUGAUAUUGGGACUCCAAAACGAAAGCAUCACUGUUCACAUUUCCCUUGCGAAAUGCCACAAACCUACCAUUCUAUAGGAUUCAGAUUUCAACCAGAAGAUACCGAAUGGAAGCCAUGGAAAAAAAUAAGAAAUGACUUAAGUGACGAAACACAAAUUGUCCUUGAAAAUUCAACCCUUAUGAAUACUGGCAUAUCUCGUCUUCGAGCUGAGAGACGAGCAGAUAUGUUAAAAUUAGAGAUGGAAAAGAGAAGAAGAAAAAUGGAAGAAGGGAGACCUCCGGCAUGGGAGACAAACUAUGGAAAACCAACACCCAUCCGGAGGUUAAAGUACCCAGUCCGCCUUGAACCCUUGGACUAACCUUCACCAGAGGCUGAUAUCCGUCAUUUCCUCGAGAAGGAAUUUGGUUUCUAAUUGAAAUAGGAUUAAAUCAAACUAUGACUCGAGACUGUUUACUAUCAUAUUGUGCCAAAAUAAAGAUUUACACAGAAUGACCGUUCGUUAACAGGUAUUGAUUUAGUAAUUUUAAGUACUUGGUUGUAUAAAGAGGAAAGGUAUUGAUCCGUUAAUUGUGUUGGCCGAUCCUGUAAUUAAGAAUCUUAAAAUUGGCCAAGUUUAAAUUGAUUUUAUUCAAUUAACAAAAAGAUUGCAUAAUGCCUAAUGAAAUUAACGUUGAGACUGAGUAUAAGCAAAGACUUUAUAUUUAGCAUAAUAUGACGAACAUUUUUCUUACAAGUUAUUGAGAUUGACAAUCGUUAUAAAUGUUUUAUUAUUAUCAGUAAGACUUGAUACGCAAAAUCAUUCUAAGACACUUUGCUUUGUUAUUGUAAACCAUAUUGCUUACAGUGUAGUGUAUACACUGUACAUUUGUGCAUUCUUUUUAAAAUAUUGAAAUUAAAACAUUGAAACUACAUUUUGUUUGAAGCAAACACUUAGGUGCUCAU
Saccostrea echinata is the source of this 1624-nucleotide messenger RNA. RefSeq lists its product as uncharacterized. The coding region runs from base 378 to 1040 and encodes 220 amino acids. The record is from RefSeq and is a predicted model, not a curated record. Lineage: Eukaryota; Metazoa; Mollusca; Bivalvia; Ostreida; Ostreidae. The transcript has a single exon.